AUGGAGAUAAAAGAUAUAGAAAAAACUGAAAAUCAAAAAGAAGAUUUACCAAUGAUAGAACAAGAACAACCAUUAAAUAAUAAUCAAUCAACUGUUGUUUUCAUUGAUAAAAGAAAUCUUAACUUGAAAACACUUGUAAAAAAAUAUAAUAAUGAUAAUAACAAUAUAAAUUCAAGUAAUAAUAAUGCUCAACUCAAUCAAAACAUAUUAAAUAAUAAUCAAAAUGAAAUAUUAAAUGAUAAUAAUACCACCAAUGAAAUGAUUGUUCAGCUAAACGAAAAGGAUCCUAAUAAUCCUAAUAAUCCUAAUAAUCUUAAUCCUAAUCCUAAUCCUAAUAAUAAUAAUAAUAAUAAUAAUAAUAAUAAUAAUAAUAAUAAUAAUAAUAAUAAUAAUAAUAAUAAUAAUAAUGAAAAUAUGUUAAUUGACCAAAAUAAUCAACUUAAUUCAAAUGAUAAUAAUAAUGAAAAUAUAUUAAAUAAUCAAAUUAAUUCAAAUGAUAAUGAUAAUGAUAAUAAUAAUAAUAAUAAUAAUAAUAAUAAUAAUAAUAAUAAUAAUAAUAAUAAUAAUAAUAAUACUUCUAAUCCUAUAGUAAGAAAAAGAGGUAGACCACUAAAGAUUCAAACAGAUCAACCAAUAAUACCAAAAGAAAAGAAAGAAAAGAAAGAAAAGAAAGAAAAAAAAGAAAAAAUUGAAAAAGAAAAGAAAAAAGAAAAAGAACAAUAUCCAAUUAAACAACAAAGAAUAUUUAAAAAUGAAUUUGAUCAUAUUGAAGAAGAAGGUGGUCAUUUUCAAUGUCCAUUAUGUAGAAAUAAAUUUCCAAAGGAACAAAUUGAACAACAUUAUCAACAAGAAUUUAAAAAGUUUGAAUUAUCAAAUAAUUCUAGUGAAUCAAGUUCAUUAUCAUCAUCGACUUCAACAACACCAAUAUUAUCACAAAUUAGUUUAGCUUUAUCAUCAUUUAGAACUCCAAGAAAAGCAUCAAUUGAUGCAAUCACUAGAUCACGUUUCAAUGAAUCUGGUAGACAAUUUGAUAAAAUUGAAUCAACAAUUUCAUUAAUUAAACAAAAUAGAGAUAAAAGAUGUAAUCAAAAUGGUAUUGCUUCUGAUAGUUUUUCAAUUCAAAAAUCAAUUGAAAAUAGUAAUAAUAAUAAUUCAACAGGUGGAAAUUUAAUUUCAACAACAUGUUUUUUAUGUAAUAUAGAAGUUUCAGGUUCUGAAUAUGAAAUUAAUUGUCAUAUUGAUUCUUGUUUAGAAAAUCAAAAACAACAACAAGAGAAUAUUCAAUCAUUUCCAACUUUAAAAUCAAAUUUACCUCAAGAGUAUUUAAAUAAUAAUAAUAAUAAUAAUAAUAAUAAUAAUAAUAAUAAUAAUAAUAAUAAUAAUAAUAAUAAUAAUAAUAAUAAUAAUAAUAAUAAUAAUAAUAAUAAUAAUAAUAAUAAUAAUAAUAAUAAUAAUAAUAAUUCAACUACUACUACAACUACUACAACAUCCACCACCACUGCUACUACAUCUUCUUCAACAAUAAUACAACCUAAUCAACAAAGAAAAAGAGGUAGACCAUCAAAUAAACAAAAUAAAAAAGUAGAUUCAUCAGAUUCAGAUGAAGAUUUUAGUGAAAGUGAUUUUCAUGAUUUACCACCAGGUACAGAAAUUUAUAAAUAUGGUGGUAAAACUAGAAUUAGAAAAUGUACUUUGGUACCAGAUGGAGUAUUAUAUGAUAAACCAAAAAUGGAAAAAGGUGAAGGUGAUAUUGAUGAUGAUUUGGAUAUUGAAGAUGAUGGUUUCUCAAAAUUUGGUAAUGUUCAAUACUCUGAAGAAGAUGUUUUAAAAAAAGAUAAAGAAAGAAAAGAAAAAAGUGAAAUUGAAGAAAAAAAAAAUAAUAAAAAUAAUAAUAACACUAAUAAUAAUGAUAAUAAUUAUAAUAAUAAUAAUAAUAAUAAUAAUAAUAAUGUUGAAAAAUUAGAAAAUAAUAAUAAUAAUAUUAAUAAUGUAAAUAGUUUAAAUAAUAAUAUUGAUAUUAAUGGUAAUAAUAAUUUUUUAAUUCAAUCAUUAAAACAAAAGAUAAAAGAUCAAGAGAAAUUAAUUAAAGAUAUACCAAGUUGUUUAAUAUGUAUGGAAUCUUAUAAAACACCAUUGGUUAGUAUAAAUUGUUGGCAUGUUAAUUGUGAAGAUUGUUGGUUAGCUUCAUUAAAAGAAAAGAAAUUAUGUCCACAAUGUAAUAUCAUAACUUGUCCACAAGAUUUAAGAAGGAUUUAUUUAUAA
Molecule: messenger RNA, 2262 nt
Organism: Dictyostelium discoideum AX4
Lineage: Eukaryota; Evosea; Eumycetozoa; Dictyosteliales; Dictyosteliaceae
Exons: 1
Coding region: 1-2262 (753 amino acids)
Molecular function (GO): ubiquitin-protein transferase activity; metal ion binding
Source: RefSeq, a predicted model, not a curated record